GCCGCGUUAGAUCUCAUCCGCUCUCACUUUCUGUCCUUCUUCGCAAGGAGUUGCGGAUUCUUUUUCCUUGCAAGCAUAAUGUCGGCUAGCCUCAUAUCGGUGGAUUACGAAGUGUUCGGCAACGUGCAAGGUGUGUGUUUCAGAAUGUAUGCAGAGGAAAAAGCUAGGAGAGUGGGAGUAGUUGGCUGGGUUAGAAAUUCCAGACAAGGGACAGUUACUGGCCAAGUUCAGGGUCCAGAAGACAAAGUAAAUGAGAUCGUCCUCAGAGCCUUCAUUUUCCUUCAACACUACCAGAAGAUCUUCUGAGGACUUUUAG
Messenger RNA from Sphaerodactylus townsendi, 316 nucleotides. RefSeq names its product acylphosphatase 2 (gene ACYP2). The transcript has 4 exons. The coding region runs from base 79 to 306 and encodes 75 amino acids. NCBI's taxonomy places the organism in Eukaryota, Metazoa, Chordata, Lepidosauria, Squamata, Sphaerodactylidae. The record is from RefSeq and is a predicted model, not a curated record. Gene Ontology annotation, molecular function: acylphosphatase activity.